AAAAAUGGUAUUCACUGCGAAAACGUAAACAAUGAUUGUGACAAAAUUAACAAAAAACAAAAACAACAACAGAACAGCUCGGAAGGACAGCAGACCAAAUUUUCGAAAAACUUAUAAAUAAAAUGGAUUUGCCAGAAAACUCCUCCAGUGCAAACAAGAGAACAACAGCAGGCGGCAGGGUGAAAUGGAGUGCCGCGCUUGAGAGCCUUCUGAUUGACAUAUGGAAGGAGAAAAUUUAAGAUUUGCGCGGACCACGCAAAAAUUCACAUGUGUAAAUUAAGUUGUCCGUAUGUCCAAGUAGCCUUAGCUGCUUGAUGCGGUGGUCCUCGUGCGGGUUCCGUGGUAUAGAAUCCUUUAUGAAGAUUAUGUUGGAGAGAUGUCUCUUAUCACUGGCCUUGUGGUACAGUGGUAUAGAAUUAAUACUUCAAAGUGUUUACGGCUGGUUGCCGGAGCAAGGUUUAUUAACAAGCGUUAGCUUUCGUUAUAAGAACAGAACUAAAACUAGGAGCCACCAGCAAGCUGGGGCAUAAGCUGAAUCAAAAGUAUUUAAUUGCCAAAGAAUGCAAAGCUACAAAAUAUAUGUACUUAGAGCUACAAAGCUACAGUCGGUAAGCCGACUUGGCAUAAGCGAUAAUGCUGAUCUUGCGGCAUGUGCAAGAUAUCAGAUUACCGCCGGUUGACCGUCACAUUCAGGGCGCUGAACUGAAGUUCGCUGAUUUGGCAUCUUGAGUGCAAACAACAUGGAGCAGAGCACAUUGGACAACGACAGUGUUCAUUGCAGAUCCUGAUGAGUACUUUUCGGAUAUUAUUGAGAUGGAUCUUGUAGCUCCAGCACCUUGUCUGGGCGUCCGCCAAAGAAAAAGAAAAAGACCGACAUUUCGUGGCUGGCAGAGAUCGUGUAACGGUUGCGGUUGGACAAUACCGAUUCAAAAUAGGUUAUCGCUAUGGUGCUCGGAUAUCGCAUGCAAUAACCUUGGGCCAAUUAUCGCUGCAGGGCAUAGUAUAGUUGGGGUGGGUGCAAGCAAGCUCGAGGUAGGGAACAGCUGAGCUGAGCUGCCGUAAGGGCUGUGCAGCGCAUCGCAACGGAGCUUUCGAAGCCGAGCUUUAAGAUCGGUAAGCUCUUAUUUAAGCAGUGCAAAAGCACCAGAACGUUCUCUUUCGAAAAUUUGAAUCUGUGCAGCCGGUGGCUAUCUCCGCGUCGGUAGCAAAUACAUAACUAAAUCGACCACGUGUAAGCCCAAAAGAAAAGAAAAGUAAUCCAAAUAAGGGCCACAAAGACAAAAGAAAAGAAAUAAAACGGAACGGGGAAAAUCCCACACGGUGGGCGCGCCGCAAAAAUCGGUCGAAAAUUAAUAAUCGUGCGCCGAGAAAACUGGCAAGAAACUACCCUGGCGAAAAGUGCAUAUUUGCCUCGCCUCGCCAGCAAGUGUUGUUCUUGUUGCAAACCCGUGCGUCCCGCAGCUCUGCCAGGAGAACCCAACGCUCGUGUCUCCGUGGAAAAGUCCGAAAAACUGGUAUGUUACAGUGCCCUGUAGGGAAAAGUUAGAUUUUUUUCUUAGCCCUCGUGGUUUUGGUUCUGUUUCGCCCAUAGGGCCCUGGCCCCGAGCGGUAGCCACCCGGCUCUCCCCAAAGUUCUGCCCCACCCACACCAAACUCCCACCCUUGACGGGAGUACUCUUCGGAGUCGACCUUGGUGUGGGGCGGAGAUUUUUUUGUCCCGUUUGGAGUCGUUGAAGCAUCCACCUGCCCGGCGACAUAACCUCCACCGGCCAUCGCCCUGGCGCCAUAUCUAACGUACGCGCAUAGAGGGCAUAGAGGGCAUAGAGAUCACCCCCCCUAUGCGCCGCUAACUCGCUGUCUGCGACGGCCUAGAAGACGCCGCCACGGAUCCGGACCCAGAUUUCGUAGCAUAGUGUAGUUUUAAUUGUAAUUUUUUUUGGUUCCUUCUGAGCCCUUAUAUGACUAUGUAACUUUCCUUAACUCUGCGUCACAGUCCUACCUCGAUAGGCGGGAAUGUGAAAGUUCUCAAAGCGGAAUUUAUUUUUUCGGGUUGGGGACCGAAAAACUUAAUCAUAAAGUAACAGACUACAAAAAACAAAAAAAAACAAAAAAAACACAAAAAACCUUUUUCAUACCCCCCCUAUUUACCAAUCCCCCUUCGCCCUGGGCACACAUUAACAUGGUUUCCACAGCUCCACAACGAAAGGCGCCUUUCAGCGAGGGACCACUGUAUUAAAGCCGUAAGUGACCCAAUUUCAAUUUUCUCCUUUGCGCCUGUCUUCGUCAAAACCUAAAACGCAUGAGCAGCGGCCAGCCGCUGCUGAUAAGAGAGCGCAACGCUUGCGUUCCACACGCUCGAAGCUUUUCGGUCUCUUCGGUGCCAUUCUGCUAAGCUUGCCUUGCUCGCAUUCCCUGCAUUCUUUUAAUGCAUGGAAACGUAGCCAAGCUAUACACUAACCAACAUAGAAAAAAAAACAUCUCCUCAACCCAGAAAAAAAAAAAAAUAUAAAUUUAUAAUGUUUAAUUAAAUUUCGUUUUGGCUCACCAUUGCUGAUCGCAGGUAUGACCCCCGCUGCUUUUGAAAAUUUUUUUGAUUUUUAUUUUUUUUCCUUUAUACAUACCUAGUUUACUUAUUUCGAAUAUCCUAUAUUAUAUUCCUAUCUUUUCUAUUUAUACUCCACCGUUUAUAUAUACCUAUAUCUAUAAAUUUUUUUUUUCUCCUUAGGGAUUAAGCCUCCUAUUUUUUUUGCAUUCCACUAAAAAAAUUUUUUUUUGAGUUGCCUGCUGAUUGUAGUUUAAUACUUGUGUUAUUUUUGGAAGUGAAACUUGGUUUGCUAGUUUUUGAUUGAAGCAACAUGUCUAUGAUGAAGUACAACGAAAUAUAUUGAAUGUUAUUAGCAAUGAACAUGGAGUAGACUUAUAAUUUCCAAGGGACAGGGUGACGUAAUGGGGUAGGGUAAGAAUUUUAGGGAUUUCCAGAACCUUCGCACCACUGGAAAUCAUGGAAGGGUGGGUAUAGAAUCGUGUGGGUCGACUUCCAUCGCAAGACCUCACGCCCGCGAGAGUUUGGAACACGCCGACGAAAGCCACUAGUACUUUUCGGGUAAGCCCUAUGAUUGUGCCAUUUAAUGUCCGUUAUGCUCGGAAUAGGCAUAGUGUUGUUUUCGGAGUUCGCUCCCGGUAGAGUCACGGGAUUCUAAAAAAUUUAAAGUUUAUGUAGUAGGAGUCGAGACGCGGUCAAACGAACCCCCCCCAAGUUACCGAAUGAGCACGGAACCAAAGAAUCCCCCCCGGCCGUGACCUCGACAUCCCCUCCAAUCCAUCCCCUACUCACGGAUAGAAAUAUCUCGUGGAAAUGUUACAUAAAUUUUUGGCGCCCAACGUGGGGCCCUAGCCAAAGUUAUAGUGACAGUAAAAAGUAUUGGUAACUUUAGCAACAAAAUCAGCUAUUGGCUCGUCCCACCUAUUGCUCGUUUGUAUUCAUAUGCUUAAUGCUGACUUUAGUUUUCUCUAAACGAUCUGGUCAUUGCUCCGAUACAAUUUCAGAAUAUUGCGGAUUCUGCUUGGAUCCUAAUACUGGUUGUUCCUCUGAGUUUUAUGGGGAGGUCGUCGAGUCUACGACGAAGGGAAGCUUAAGUGAUCAUCCGGAAUUGAGAAAGUAGUUCCCAUGUUGACGCAUCCUGUCGGGCUAGUCAAACUUGUUGUCUGGAAUGUGUAUAUAUGCUGCUUGCGUAUUCAUACCGAACAAGCGAGAUUGGUUUAGGUCGCGUCCGUCAAGCUACAGUUCAUUCAGCGGAUAUUAGUUUCAAUAGAUUGAAUUGUGAGGUUGAUUCGGAUUUGGUAUUGUUACUCUUUGCGCAUAGCAUACGGUUGAAUACAAUUGCAGAAUAUUGCAUAUUUGGUUUCGGCCGGAUAUCAGUACUGAUUGUCCCUGUACGGGUGAUGGAAGCACAGAGAUGGCGGUCCCAGAUUUGGUCUUCACUCAUACCCUUACCAUUGGCGGGUAUUAUUCCAGCGGCAGCGGUGGCUGCAUAUGGUUGUCUGGAACUAGCGCGUAUGCUGCUUGCGUAUCCUUGCCGAAUCAUAUGUGGACACUUAAACCAGUGCACUGAUACUAAGACAAUGCAAAUUAGAAACCAUAGCCCAAACAAAAUCAAUUCUUUUGUCGCUGUUCCAAAGAUUCGCAACUCCUAUCCCUAUCUUAUUAUGUCACCCAUUAAAUGUCACCCUAGGAAAAAUUUGGUAGAAUAUAGAAAAAAAAUAAAAAAAAAAUAAAACUUAAUAAAAAUGCCGCUGCGACAUAGUCCUCAGCAAAACAAUCCGCUGAGUUCGGAAAACUUUUGCGGCAUUUGUUGCUCCGAAAUGUCCAAUACUCAGCCGUGUUUUUGUACUCCGUGCAAUCACGUUUUCCAUAAAGCAUGUCUGGAAGAAUGGUUCCCUCAUCACGAUGAUUGUCCGAACUGUAGCGGAGUAUGUACGUUAUCUCAAGCAAAACUAGUUGUUGGCAAUUGUUCUCCAAACAAGCCGCAGCCGGAACCAACAGAAUUACCCGGUCCCUCGGGAAUUACUACUCGAAGUCUUGCCAAAGCUUUGGAGGUCGUACAGACCCCGGCAAAUGGACAUUGUCAGCCAGAGACGGGAAAGAUAUCCGAGGGAAAUGGCAAGAAUACCCAAUUGAGCCAACUUCCAACUGUAGGUUCAGUCCCGGUAGAACGAACCACUAGGCCAACUCGUUCCAAAAGAACUCGAGCACCAGCCAAAAAGCAGGUCCCGAAGUUCCCGCCAGGUCGAUCUUCCGGACCGGAAGUAGUGUGUUUGUCGGGAUUGGAUGCUAGCCGUAGCUCCAAUCAGACUGAAGCUCCGUCAGCUAAGGUCGCCACUCACUCUAGCCCUUGGGAAGCACCCAACGCACGGACAGCCCCUCUAAGCCAGGGGUUGGACUUGGAUGUCCUCCAACAGAUAAUUGAGCGCACUGUGGCCAGAGCCAUAUCCACUUUGCAGAUUCAGCCGCCAGCGAGUCCGCAGGAAGGGUAUGCGAGGCCAAAUAUCCCAACACCAGUUUCAUGUAUAAACAGCAUGACUAGCCUGCGAACGGCCAAGACGGCCAACAUUAUGCAAAAGUGGAAUGUUCCUUUUGAUGGUUCUACCGAAGGUUUAGGGGUAGAAGAAUUCAUUUACCGAGUCAAAACAUUAACCGAUGAAACCUUGGAUAGCGAUUUUCUCGGCCUUUGCAAAUAUUUGCACAUCUUGCUGGUUGGCAAAGCGCGCGAUUGGUAUUGGAGAUACCACAAGCAGGUAGAUCGCAUCGUUUAUACAGAAUUUUGUGCAGCUCUUAGACAACAAUAUAAAGACUAUCGUUCGGAGUUUAUGAGCAAGGAAUUGAUUCGAGCUCGAAAGCAACACGUCGGAGAACCCUUUGUCGCUUUUCACGACGCCGUGGCUGGUCUUAUAGAUAAAUUUGGCAUUAAAAUGGCGGAAGAGGAAUUAAUAGAAAUAUUAAAAGCAAAUUUGCUUCCCGACACCCGUCACAAAAUCUUAUAUCAGUCCAUUAGCUCAGUUGGUCAAUUGAGAAGAUUAGUACAGAUGCAUGAAAAUCUAGUGCAGGAGUUACAGAAAUCUGACAAGUCUCGGCCACCGGUCGGCCGUCGUUCGAUACAUAGUCUGGAGGAAUCGCGCCCUGAAAGCGAUCAAGAAGAGUAUGAGGAUAUCAGCGUAGAGGCCAUUCAAAGUUCGACGGCUAAGCGUUCUUGUUGGAAUUGUGAGGAGCUUGGACAUGUGUGGGAAAAUUGUAUGGCAGAUAGGCGGAUAUUUUGUUACGGCUGUGGAGCUCCGAAUGUCUAUAAGCCGCAGUGCCAAACAUGCAUUCGUAGAGCUUCGGAAAACCGUCAGAAGGGUGCAUCCAACAACAGCCGGAUGCCCCCAAAAAACCACCAUUAAUCUUGCCCGUUGACUUAGAGCGAGACAAGAAGAGUUUGGCUUCUUGUUGUGAGAAAAGAAAGGAAACGAAUACG
Molecule: messenger RNA, 6011 nt
Organism: Drosophila miranda
Lineage: Eukaryota; Metazoa; Arthropoda; Insecta; Diptera; Drosophilidae
Exons: 3
Coding region: 4288-5937 (549 amino acids)
Biological process (GO): protein ubiquitination
Molecular function (GO): ubiquitin protein ligase activity; nucleic acid binding; zinc ion binding
Source: RefSeq, a predicted model, not a curated record